GAGAAUAUGAAUAUUGUGAUCACGUGAGAUAGAAAAAAUAUUUUUCAAAACUGCUCUCUGAGAGUUUUCCGAAAGAGAUAAAAGGGCCCCUAGAUUUGAGGAAAAAUGCAGUCGUCCACUCGAAAAUCGAUCACUUUCCUGUGUGCUCUUUUUGCUUUGUCAACUUCAAUUUUACUCUCAGUUUUUAACCAAUUGCCGGAAUUUCCAGAAGACCACAAGCAGGUUGUGCAGAAACUUCCGCGAAGCAUGGACGACGCGAAAGAACUUGCGCGAGUUUUGUCUCUGUAUCGCGAGAACCACUAUUAUUCAGUGCUCACAUGCUUGGCCUUUGUCUACAUUUUCCUGCAGACUUUUGCAAUUCCGGGAUCUAUAUUCCUGAGUGUAGUUUUAGGAUUUCUUUUCAAUUUUUACGUGGCAUUGUUUGUAAUCUGUAUGUGUAGUGCUACAGGAGCCACUCUUUGUUAUCUUGCUUCUGGAUUAGUUGGACCGCCUCUUUUGGAAAAAUACUGCAAAGCAAGAAUUGAUCAAUGGAAAGCGUCUGUGAACCAUCAUCGUCAGCACAUGCUGAAUUACAUAAUAUUUCUGCGAAUCACGCCAUUUUUGCCAAAUUGGUUCAUAAACAUCAGCUCACCAGUGUUAGAUGUAAGUCUGUGGCCGUUUUUCAUUGGAACUUUUCUGGGCGUUGCACCGCCGUCAUUUGUCGCAGUGUCGGCGGGACAAAAUAUCUACAAUUUGACGACAGCUGGGGAUGCGCUAUCCUACACAAGCAUCCUCAUGCUUGCUAUCUUCGCAAUUCUGUCAAUGCUGCCUGUCAUUUUCCAAAAUAAACUGAAGGCUCAUUUCAGCUAAAAAUAUAAUGUAAGCAGUACUCACUUUAAAAUAUUAGAGUCAUUUGUCAUUUUAUAAACUUCAUAUUAAGGGCAAUCAUUAUAGUUUUCCGUGUUUUUAGAAUUUAUAAAUUCUUACUUUAUGAAUUUACUAAAUUAUUUGAUGUGAUGAUUUUGACAGUUAAUCCAAGCUAAGAUAAUUAUUGUAUUUUUGAUUAAUGGGC
This is a messenger RNA of Symsagittifera roscoffensis, 1051 nucleotides long. Its product is annotated as transmembrane protein 41B-like. Gene Ontology annotation, cellular component: endoplasmic reticulum membrane. The record is from RefSeq and is a predicted model, not a curated record. The coding region runs from base 106 to 849 and encodes 247 amino acids. NCBI's taxonomy places the organism in Eukaryota, Metazoa, Xenacoelomorpha, Acoela, Convolutidae. The transcript has a single exon.